Molecule: messenger RNA, 2533 nt
Organism: Dissoconium aciculare CBS 342.82
Lineage: Eukaryota; Fungi; Ascomycota; Dothideomycetes; Mycosphaerellales; Dissoconiaceae
Product: ABC1-domain-containing protein
Exons: 2
Coding region: 100-2193 (697 amino acids)
Source: RefSeq, a predicted model, not a curated record
UGUGAAAGGAAAUUCGGACCAUUUCAGAGAAACAUCAAACUUUCGCAUCUUUCUGAUCGAGUCUGUGAAGCAGCGACAGUCGGCUGUCCUAUCAGGGACAUGAUCCGAAGUGGUGCGCCAAAAUGCUGGCGAUGCUGCACUCAAAAUUCAGCGAGGUUUCCAGUCGGUGAUCUCGGCAAGCUUUCGCGCACGCUCACGACGAUCAGCAAAAGUGGCACACGACCAAGCCGUCAAGCUUUCCAGAGCGCAUUGUGCCAACGCCCGGCACCUGGCAAUGCUUCCACGAGUACACUUCACGUUGCCCGCCGGCUACAGAGUCAGUUUCGUCCCGCAACGCCACCCUCGCCGGCGGAUCUGGGCAAGCCUCGCACUGCAAAGACCUAUCGCCGCACACGAAAAUGGCUUCGCCGCCUGAUACGCCUGUCAAUCGCUACGGCAGUAGUCCUGGGAUUGGACACCUAUUUCUACAAUGCAUGCCUCACGCGAUCAUUGCGGACAUUCUACAGUGGACUCGUGAUUGCCCUGGACUACCGCCUCAACUUUCGACCGGAUCCUUGGAUCGGUGACAGUGUGACCGACUUACACGCACGAAGUGCCCAACGCGUCUACGAUCUCCUUCGUGCCAAUGGUGGGUUAUACCUCAAGAUCGGCCAGGCAAUCGCGAUGCAGAGCGCGGUGCUCCCGCCCGAGUUUCAGAAGAUGUUCCAGAAGAUGUUCGACGAUGCACCGCAGAAUGAUUGGAAGGAGGUGGAGAAGGUCAUUCGGGAAGAUUUUGGAGGCCGCAGCGUUGAGGAUGUAUUUGGUGUGAGUUUCACAGGUGAGCCAGGCAAAGGAGUGAUCGAGAGAACAGCGCGCGCAAGUGCGAGUGUGGCGCAAGUACACUGGGCAAAAUUGCCGGAUGGACGAGAGGUUGCUAUCAAAGUACAAAAGAGGGAGAUUAGACGACAGACGGGCUGGGAUCUUUGGGCGUUCCGUGUGGUGUCGAGGGUCUACUCGUGGUACUUCGAUCUACCACUCUACCACCUUGUGCCGUAUGUUUGCGAGCGUUUGAUGGCUGAGACGAACUUCGAGUUUGAGGCGGAUAAUUCAAGGAAGAUGCGUCAGCUCAUCCAGAAUGAGCCUCGCUUGUCAAAUCGUGUUUACAUUCCCGAGGUCUACUCUGAGCUGAGUGGUCAACGGGUCAUGACGGCAGAGUGGAUUGAAGGAGUUCGGCUGUGGGACAAGGAGGGGGUCAUGAAUUCUUGGCAAGGGGGAUGGCGAAAAGGCUCUCCUGGAGCUGGUGGAGCUCAACUGCCUCCACUACCAAACUCAGUGCACGAGAACCUAUCGAAGAACAGCAAAGCCUAUGACGAGAAGCUCAAGCCAAUUCGAGAUGACUGGCGUGGAGCCGACAAGAAGGGCGGCUUGGGUCUUUCUUUCAAGCCCGUCAUGCAAACCAUGGUGGAUCUUUUCUCCGCCCAGAUGUUCCUCUGGGGUCUGGUUCAUUGUGAUCCUCACCCAGGAAACAUUUUCAUCCGCCGACUUCCCUCGGGAAAGCCUGAACUGGUUCUGAUCGACCACGGCCUUUACAUCAGCAUGGACCCCAAGUUCCGCAAACAAUACGCACUCUUCUGGCGAAGUCUCAUGACAUUCGACAACGCCACCAUUGCUCGGAUCACCCGGGAUGAAUGGGGCAUCAAUGCGCCAGACCUCUUCGCCUCGGCGACACUGAUGCGACCAUACGAAGGCGGUGACCGCAAAGUGCUCACGCGAAUCAAGGACCUCUCCGCCAAAGAGCGACGCGAACGGAGCUUUGAGCUCCAGCAACAGAUGCAGAAAUCGGUGCGCGACAUCCUGCAGAACCAGGACAAAUUCCCACAGGAGCUCAUUUUCAUCGGCCGCAACCUUCGCAUCGUCCAGGGCAACAACCAGUUCCUUGGGAGCCCUGUCAAUCGCAUUAAGAUCACAGGAUACUGGGCUUCACGGGCGCUGACCGAGGAUCGUGAGGUGGAUUGGGCAAGCCGAUGGCGCGAGAGCGUGAAGCAUCUGGCUUUCCGUGCGGCACUUGUAGGUACCGAUGCGGUAUUUUACUGGGCCAAGCUGCGACAGUGGUUAGGUUUGGGCAAGGGUAUGGACGAUGAGCUGGAGAAGGGAAUGAGGAAGAUGGCGGAGAGCAUGGGCGUGGAGCUGCAACAUGGCGUCUUCGAUGGAUGAGUCGACAUCUGACCACUCUGCGGACCGAAAUAAUCGCCACUUUCUGCUUCCCUUCCGGGUGUAAAGAAUAUUAUAGAUGUAAAGAUUAUUAUACACACUCCCCACCUUGUGCUGUUUUCGAACUCCUCACCAGUGGAUCUCCCUUGAUGAGCAAGGUGAAGGAGAUGAAGCCGCCAUCGCGUGAUAUUCUGCGAGAUAAUUAUCUGAUAAGAGUUGCAAAUCAAAACAACUGUGAUGCAGGGAAGUUCUCGGGCUUCUCGCCUCCAUCUUGCAGUCCAAAACUGGAACCCCAUUCCUGAAACCUUUUCCUGUGUCACGAUGGAAACAAGCUACACUUUGC